AUGCUUGCGAAUAAUGGAGUUUGCUGUAUUGAUGAGUUUGACAAAAUGGAUCAGAAGGAUCAGGCUUUCAUGAUUCAUGAGGCUAUGGAGCUGCAAACGAUCUCGAUCACAAAGGCCGAUGUGAAAGCGACGCUUAACGCUCGUGCCUCGAUCUUGCCGCUGCGAAUCCCGUCGCGUUUCGAUUUGUUCUUUGUGCUUGUCGAUGAGUGCAAUGAGGUCACCGAUUAUGCGAUCGCGCGGAGAAUUCUUGAUAAUCAUCGAGCGAUUAAUGAGUACGUGCCGCGCGCGACGCCUUACAAAAUUGACGAUAUCAAGAAGCUGCUGCCGAACUCGUUCGCGAAUAUUAAAAGGUUCGUGUCGGACAGCAAUAAUGCGGCAACUUCGUCAUGGAGAAUCACUGUUCGACAACUUGAAUCGUUUGUGCGACUCUUCGAGGCUCUUGCGAGACUUCAUUGCGGUCGCGAGGUGAAAGCUGAGCAUGUGAAUCAGGCAGCGAAACUGCUCAACAAGUCGAUUGUUAGAGUGGAGAAAGCGGAUGUUGAUCUUGAAGAUGAUGAUUUCGACAAAGAUAUUGUCGUUGUGGAAGCGAUCCAAGAGAAUGAGGAAGAACGAAUGGAGCAUGAUAGAGAGGAUGCAGAGAAUCUGAAGCCUAAGGCAAUUAUUACUGAGUUUGAUUACAUGAAAAUGUCGGAUGUGCUCAUUCUUCAUAUGAGAGCCGACGAAGACAAACUCGGCGAUGAUUAUUAUGGAGGUGUGAAGCAGAGCGAGAUGAUCGAUUGGUAUCUCAACACCAUUGAGGAGGACCUUGGUUCGGAAGAGGAUUACCUCGUGCACAAGACGGUCUGUGAGAGAGUCAUUCGCUGUCUGAUUCGUGACGAGCGUGUUCUUCUCGAAGUCGAGCAAGGCGAUGACCCGACACUUUGUGUGCAUCCAGACUAA
Messenger RNA from Caenorhabditis bovis, 939 nucleotides. NCBI's taxonomy places the organism in Eukaryota, Metazoa, Nematoda, Chromadorea, Rhabditida, Rhabditidae. The record is from the annotation of a GenBank genome assembly.